AAAUAUUCAUUUCAUGAUCUGAUUAUUUCCCAAAAAAAUAAAAUUAUAAUUUUCGCAAUUUGUUUAAGUGAACAACUGAAAAAUCAACUUAUGAACAAUACUCCACAAUUCAAAAAAAAGAAAUAUAUUUCAUGGUAACUGGAAGUGAUGUUGAUAUAGCUAACAUGCACUUGUGGCUCAUGUGCAUCCUAAUCUCUUCAUAAAAGGCUUACUUGUCAUAUUCUCAUUGGUUGCUACAGAUUCAACACUUUGCCAUGUCAGCUUUAUUCAUCUCAUCCAUCAACAAAACAACAAUUUGAACUAAAAUGAAUUUACUUUUAUGUCUGUAGUUUGUCUAAUCUACCUGAUCGAUAACGAUAAGAAAAGUUUCCAUCGUUGCUUAAAAGCAAAAACUAAAAUACCAAAAGAUAAAAAAAUUAAAAUAGUAAAAAUAAAUAGACAAGAUCUGUGAAUCUUACCCACGUCAGGUCACAGGUCCUACAGAGAACGCUACAAUAGGAAGAGAUGUUUACACUUAGGGAAGAUUGCUUGGUCUAGAUUUGUUCUCCUUUGUGAUUGAUAUGAGAAAAAACUUUUUUGAUGAUUAAUGAAACCACAAGAUGAUCCAACCACUUUUAACAACCACUAACUCUGCGCCACGUGUACAUCUCCAAAGAUUCUAUCUCUCCCCUCUCAGUCUCACCACCAAGAUAUAGUCUCAUUAGCCUUGCCUCCUUUCUAAUUACAAUCUCUCCUUUUGCCAAUAAUCAUUGCUUAGAAAAAACACAUUGCUUCUUCUUAGUAAUAAUGUUGAAAGAAGAGAGUAACGAGAGUGGUACUUGGGCACGAGCAUGUGACACUUGUCGUUCAGCCGCCUGCACUGUCUACUGUGAAGCUGACUCUGCCUACUUGUGCACCACCUGUGAUGCUCGAGUUCACGCAGCCAACCGUGUUGCUUCUCGCCAUGAACGUGUUCGUGUCUGCCAGUCAUGUGAGUCUGCCCCGGCUGCGUUUUUGUGUAAAGCAGACGCUGCGUCUCUUUGCACAGCUUGUGAUGCUGAGAUUCAUUCCGCAAACCCACUAGCUAGACGUCAUCAACGAGUUCCGAUUCUGCCAUUAUCUGCAAACUCUUGCAGCUCCAUGGCUGCAAGCGAAACUGAUGCAGAUAACGAUGAGGAUGACCGAGAGGUGGCUUCGUGGUUACUGCCUAAUCCAGGGAAAAACAGCGGUAAUCAGAACAAUGGGUUCUUGUUUGGUGUUGAGUACCUUGAUCUUGUGGAUUACAGCUCCAGCAUGGACAACCAAUUUGAAGAUCAUCAGUACAGUCACUACCAGAGGAGCUUUGGAGGAGAUGGAGUUGUGCCACUUCAAGUUGAAGAAUCAACAAGUCACCUUCAACAAAGCCAACACAACUUUCAGUUGGGUAUCAACUAUGGCUUCUCCUCAGGAGCUAACUACAACAACAACUUCUUAAAGGACCUAAACCAUAGUGCAUCCGUUUCAUCAAUGGACAUCAGUGUUGUGCCAGAGUCAACAGCAAGUGACAUAACAGUCCAACACCCAAGAACAACUAAAGAGACGACAGACCAACUAGCUGGUCCUCCUACUCAGGUGGUGCAGCAGCUUACUCCAAUGGAGAGGGAGGCUAGGGUCCUGAGAUACAGAGAGAAGAAGAAGACGAGGAAAUUUGACAAGACAAUAAGGUAUGCUUCAAGAAAGGCAUAUGCAGAGAUAAGACCACGGAUCAAGGGCCGAUUUGCAAAGAGGAUAGAAAUUGAAGCUGAGGCUGAAGAAAUCUUCUCAACAUCGCUAAUGUCUGAGACUGGAUAUGGAAUUGUUCCUUCCUUCUGAACUCGUUUGGCGAAGAUGGACUAGAUUGCAUGCUGUAAAUUACUUCUAGUUUGUAUUUCUACAAGUUUUUACCACAGUUUCGCAUAUGGAUCCAAUAGUUUUGUGACUUUUGUCUAACUAUUACGAGUUUAAUCAGAUAUGUUUCUAUAGCUGCAGUUGUUUAA
Messenger RNA from Arabidopsis lyrata subsp. lyrata, 1994 nucleotides. RefSeq names its product zinc finger protein CONSTANS-LIKE 2. The record is from RefSeq and is a predicted model, not a curated record. Gene Ontology annotation, biological process: regulation of flower development. Gene Ontology annotation, molecular function: zinc ion binding; protein binding. The coding region runs from base 787 to 1830 and encodes 347 amino acids. Gene Ontology annotation, cellular component: nucleus. The transcript is spliced from 2 exons. NCBI's taxonomy places the organism in Eukaryota, Viridiplantae, Streptophyta, Magnoliopsida, Brassicales, Brassicaceae.